This is a messenger RNA of Colletotrichum scovillei, 651 nucleotides long. RefSeq lists its product as uncharacterized. The coding region runs from base 1 to 651 and encodes 216 amino acids. Gene Ontology annotation, molecular function: glutathione binding; glutathione transferase activity. The transcript has 4 exons. Gene Ontology annotation, cellular component: cytoplasm. NCBI's taxonomy places the organism in Eukaryota, Fungi, Ascomycota, Sordariomycetes, Glomerellales, Glomerellaceae. The record is from RefSeq and is a predicted model, not a curated record.
AUGUCCAUCAAACUUUGGGGUUCCGUGACAUCUGCUUGUACCCACAGAGUGCUAAUCACUCUCAAUGAACUUGGGCUCAAAUACGACUUGACUCAAAUUAAUCUCAUGAAGGGAGAACAAAAGAAUCCCAUCUACGUCAAGGAACGACACCCGUUUGGCCGCAUUCCCGUCAUUCAAGAUGGAGAUCUUCAACUCUUCGAAUCCCGAGCUAUUUGCCGCUAUCUCGUCACCAAGUACGGCGGCCCCUCUAGCCCUCUUGAUGCCGUCGCGAGCGGUGACCCAGUUAAGAUUGCAAAGUUUGAGAAGGCUCUCAGUAUUGACUACUCCUACUUUGACCCCUCCGUCAAGACAUUGUGCAACGAGAAGCUGUGGAAGAACCCGGCUGAGCCCGCCAACCCUCUUGAGGAAGACAAGGCAACUACAAUGUUCAAAAUUGCACUUGACUAUUACGAAGACUUCCUGGGCUCCAACGCUUACCUAGCUGGAAAUGACUUCAGCCUUACUGACGUCCAUGUCUUCACCUGGAUGCCUUACAUCAAGUUGCUCGGUUUGUACGAAGAAAUUGCUGCGAGGCCAAAGGUUGAAGACUUGUGGAAGCGUGUGUCGAGCCGCUCAGCCUGGAAGUCUGCUCUGAAGGAUAUGCCGCAGUAG